UUCCCGGCACUGAAUGAAACGUCAGACAGUAAUCUGAAGGUGAUGGCGUCAGUUAAUUUAUUGUCAGUGCGGUAGGAUUAUAAUUUUUCCCGAUAUUUUUAAUGUCAAAUUAGUAAUGAAUACGUUGGUGCUAGUGGCAAUUAUUAUCUUUAAUGUUGAAUAAAUAUAUCUAAAAAGAUGUUACUUGAAGAAUAAAGUGAAUAACGCGAACAUAUUUCGGAAAAAUAAUUGGUUUUCCUGUCACUUUUGGAAAAUCAUCUAGGCCAUUCGGAUGAGACGCCGAUGAGCUUCCAGUACCUUCCAGAAAAGUUGUGAACAUUCUCGAAUAUAACCUUUAAAUAUAUAAGGAGAAACGGUCAUCGCGCAGGGAGUGAACGAUUUGUCGUGAAGUGGAAUAGUUGUGCUUACGUUUAUAUUAAUCUUUUUGAUUAGUGUUCCAUAUUAACACCUGUGAAUAAACGGUUACUGAAUAUUUGUGAUUGGACUGCGUAGAACAAUGGGAAAGGAUUAUUACAAAAUUCUAGGCAUCCAAAAAGGUGCCAGCGACGACGACAUCAAAAAGGCAUAUCGAAAACUUGCAUUAAAAUACCAUCCGGACAAAAACAAAGCUGCUGGAGCUGAAGAAAAGUUCAAAGAAGUUGCCGAGGCGUAUGAAGUACUUUCGGAUAAAAAGAAACGAGACGUAUAUGACAAGUAUGGUGAGGAAGGUCUCAAAGGAGGCGUCCCUGGCGGUGGACCAGGAAAUGGUAAUCCCAGCAACUUUUCGUACACUUACCAUGGCGAUCCAAGAGCAACCUUUGCACAGUUCUUCGGAAACUCCAGCCCUUUCUCUGCUUUCUUUGACUUCGGAAAUACUAAUCGUAUGUUUGGUGGAAUGCAUGACGAAGACAUGGAAGAGGAUGAUCCGUUUGUUUCUCUUGGAGUCGGUGGACCGCCGAGACCAGGUGGACCAGCCGGGGCCUUCCGUAGCCAUUCUUUCAACUUCCACAACAGUCCCAAUAGAAACAAAGACAAGAUGCAGGAUCCCCCAAUAGAGCAUGAUCUCUACGUUUCAUUAGAAGAUAUCACAAAAGGGUGCCAAAAGAAGAUGAAGAUAAGCAGAAAAGUGUUGCAACCCGAUGGAACAACAAAAAAAGAAGACAAAGUUUUGACAAUUAAUGUGAAACCUGGGUGGAAAGCUGGUACAAAAAUUACAUUCCAACGUGAAGGUGAUCAAGGCCGAAAUAAGAUUCCAGCAGACAUUGUUUUCAUUAUCAGAGACAAGCCCCAUCCUCAAUUCAAACGUGAAGGCAGCGACAUCAAGUAUACAGCUAAAAUAACAUUGAAGCAGGCCCUUUGUGGAUGCACCAUUGAAGUUCCAACUAUGUCUGGUAAAUCUAUACCACUACAUUAUACUCAGGAAAUAAUUAAACCAAACUCCGUGAGACGCAUUCAGGGAUAUGGACUACCUCUACCGAAAGAACCCUCCCGUCGGGGAGAUCUCAUAGUUAACUUCGAUAUCAAGUUUCCGGAGAAUCUUUCACAAUCAGCAAAGGAUAUUCUAUAUGAUACUUUACCUAACUAGAUUGUGACUCCCCUGAAAUUUGAGACAAACUUGUACGUUUUAGUACAAAUUGAGAAUUUUAUUUUACAUAAUUUAAGCCUUUAACUUAAUAAUGUAAAUAAAAAUUAGCUUUCUUGAGAAUAAUAUACUGAAAA
This is a messenger RNA of Leptinotarsa decemlineata (Colorado potato beetle), 1698 nucleotides long. RefSeq names its product dnaJ protein homolog 1-like. The record is from RefSeq and is a predicted model, not a curated record. Lineage: Eukaryota; Metazoa; Arthropoda; Insecta; Coleoptera; Chrysomelidae.